CUCUCUUCCUCUGUGCUUAAGUUUCUCUCUCUCUCUCUCUCUGUCUCUCGCUGCUUCAGUUUUUCUCUCUCUCUGUCUCUCUCUGCUUCAGUUUCGUUGUCUCUUGAGGGAGUUGCAGCUCUUAUCUUUAGCUCCACAGUACCUCGUCUCCUCCAGGACUCCAGACAGGGCGACGCUCCGCUACCCCGACAGUAUGGAGAAUGGUCAGCAGUAUAGAAGUCAGUAUGGAUCCCCCCAGCACAUCCCAGCUCCCUCCUACCCCGUCCCCCCCGCGGCCUACGGCUUACAGGGAGGCGACAAGGGUGCAGCCUACCCCCCUCAGCCUGGCUUCCAGGGAGGUGACAGGGGUGCAGCCUACCCACCCCAGCCUGGCUUCCAGGGAGGUCCCCAAGCCGGCAUGUACCCACCACCUCCCCAAUACAGCACGGGCAUGGCACAACCUACAAACAUCCCUGGGGUAACCCAGGUUGUGGUGAUGCAGCAGCCGCUGCCUAGAGACGUACCCGGCCAGAUGACGUGUCCCCACUGUCAGGUCCAGGUUCUGACAGAGACCACACACAUCGCUGGGAGUCUCGCCUGGCUCAUCUGUGGAGUCCUCUUCUGCUUCCUGUGCAUGAUAUUCUCUUGGAUUCCGUUCUGUGUUGACUCCUGUAAGGACGUAGAACACCGCUGCCCCAACUGCAAGACAGUGAUCUACAUCCACAAACGCAUGUGAACAGACCAAGAUGAGACACCUGCCACAAAGUGAUCCACAGACACUUCUGCCACAAAGUGAUUCUUACCUAUAUUAAUCUAUUCCAGUAGUGUUGAUCCUCUUAGGGAAACUGCAAACCCAGUUUAAUGCACCAGGAUUGGAAAGACAAUGGGCUGACAUCACUACUGCAGUACCAGCUUUUCAUCUACUGGGAAUGUGUGACAGGAUAUUAUUAUAGUCAUCAUUUACUAUAUCGUAAACAUUCAUGAAAACUAAAUGUGCUUCUUGGUCUUAAUUUCAGGUUAAGGUUAGGUAUUAUGGUCAGCAGUGUGGUUAUAUUUGAUGACUUUGUGGCUGUGCCAGCUAGUGACCCCUCUACAGACCUGCCUCCUGGGUAAGAAUCAUGACAAGAAAUGCCAACCUUCCCCUAAUUAGGGGGAACAGGUUAAAGAGUAGACAGCCAUACAAAUGUACGUGCAAAGACCACGUUUAAUAGGUUUUAUACUAAUUGUAAUGAAGUUUUUCAAUUAAAACAGAACAUAUUGUACUUUCCAA
This is a messenger RNA of Salvelinus fontinalis (brook trout), 1249 nucleotides long. Its product is annotated as lipopolysaccharide-induced tumor necrosis factor-alpha factor homolog. Lineage: Eukaryota; Metazoa; Chordata; Actinopteri; Salmoniformes; Salmonidae. Gene Ontology annotation, molecular function: zinc ion binding. Bases 194 to 715 code for a protein of 173 amino acids. The transcript has 5 exons. The record is from RefSeq and is a predicted model, not a curated record.